AUGGCAAGCUCCAAGGUCCUAGGGGCUGCUUUCAUUGCUCUGCUCAUUCUGGACCUUGCAUUUGCUGCCAGGGUCCCAGAAAGGUUACUCGCCGGAAGAGGUGGCGGAGGCGGUGGAGGAGGAGGAGGUGGUGGUGGUGGUGGUCUUGGACGUGGUUCUGGGUAUGGAUCAGGGUAUGGGUCAGGUGGGGGUGAAGGGUAUGGUGGAGGAUCACUAGGAGGAAGUGGUGGUGGUGGCAUAGGAGGAGGUGGUGGUGGCGGUGGGGGGUUGGGUGGUUCGGGAUACGGGUCCGGAUAUGGGUCAGGGUAUGGAUCCGGAUACGGUUCUGGUGGCGGUGCGAAUGGUGGAGGAGGAGGUGGGAAAGGUGGAGGAGGUGGUGGAGGUGGAGGUUCCAAUGGUUAUGGGUCUGGUUAUGGUGAAGGAAGUGGUUAUGGUGAAGGAGGUGGGAAUGGAGGACGAGGUGGAGGCGGUGGUGGUGGAGGUGGCGGAGGAGGUGGUAGUGGAGGUUCUGGCUAUGGAAGUGGGUCAGGGUAUGGGUCUGGUUGGGGUGGAGGAGGAAAUGAUGAGUCCCCAUAA
Messenger RNA from Sphenostylis stenocarpa, 576 nucleotides. The record is from the annotation of a GenBank genome assembly. Lineage: Eukaryota; Viridiplantae; Streptophyta; Magnoliopsida; Fabales; Fabaceae.